UAUUAUUUUUAGAUAGUCUAUGGCAACCAAAUUUUGCGGAAAAAUCAGCAAAUUCGAAAUCUGAAAAUGUGUUAACAAAUUAUAAAAUUAGCUAAUAAAUAAUCCUAAAUUGUGAUAUGUAAUUGCAUAAAAAAUAAGCCAAGGAAAUCUGUAAUCCAUGCUCGAAAACAUUUCCUAAAAAAUAGACAACAUAACCUCCAAACACAUGUACGUGAAGAGUGUUGGUUUGUUUACUAGCCGCUUGGUAAGCUCGCAGUAUUGUGUUCGAUAUUACAAAAACACUGGCACUAAGAAACUCUUGGAAUUUCUAGCUGAAAUGCCUAAAGCAAACACUACGCGUAUCACUGCGGCGCAGCAUCAAAGAAAACAAAUUCAGAAAAAGUCUGAAAAGUAUGGAUCUAGCACAGUGUACCUGCAAGUUUUAGGCUCCGGAGCACGCGGGGUGCCCAAUACCUUGUAUCUUUUCACCGAUCAAAAGAGGUAUUUGUUUAACUGUGGAGAAUGCACACAAAGGCUGGCACAUGAGCACAAAGUGAAGCUGUCUCGUCUUGACCACAUCUUCAUUACAAGCAAGACCUGGAAGAACAUUGGGGGCCUCCCGGGACUCUCGCUGACGUUGCAAGAUGUUGGUGUCCCAAAUAUUACCCUGCAUGGACCAGAGGGCCUGGAUGAGCUAUACAAUGCCACAAAGAGGUUUGUGAUAAUGAAGGAGAUGAAGGUGACAAUGGCUCCGUGCAGCCCUGCCGAGGAUUUCGAGGACGGAGUCAUGUCUGUCAAAUAUGUUCAUUUAGGUCCCCAGGAAAGUGUGCUCAAGCCAGCUGUAAAAAGACUGAAAACAGAACAACCCAAAGUGGACAAGGAGUUAGCAGAAUUCAUGAAUGACGACACAGAUUACUACCGUAGAGAUGCAAAUAGCAAAACAAAACCAGUUCCAUCACGAAAAUCUCCUGAGCCUCAAGCUUCAGUAAAGAAAGCAGAACAAGGGCUUCAUGAAUUACAAAAACCAAACAACAGCUCUGUGGCUUAUAUUUGUACUUUGAAGAAACGCCUAGGCACCCUAGACCUGGAGAAGUGCGUGACCCGCGGCGUGCGGCCGGGCCCGCUGCUCGGGCAGCUGAAGGCGGGCCACGACGUCGUGCUCCCUGACGGGACUAUUGUGUUGUCCAAGGAUGUGAAGACGCCUGAUGACCCGGGGCCUGUGUUUAUUGUGCUGGAAGUAGAGGACGUGUCGUACCUGCGCGCGGCGGACUUCUCCGCGCACUUCGACAACGGAGCCAACCCGCCCGAGAACAUCCCCACUGUCAUUGUGCACUUGUCCGCGCCACACAUCGUUAGAGAUCCUGAAUACCGCUCUUUCAUAUCAAACUUCGGCCCCUCGACCCAGCACCUCGUCGUCAACGAACAGAACAGCUGUCUCGGCUCGGAGGCGGUCCACAGGACGCAGCACAAACUGCACCUUCUAGACCCUGACAUAUUCCCGCUACUGCGUGACGUCAUGCCGGCGGUGUGGACGCCUAACUCACCCGUGGAGGGCAAAGCCAGUCCGAGCAAGAUGAAGGGGUUAGAGGAGUUGAAGAAAAAGAUUGCGCUGGCGCAGUUCCAGAACAUCAUCAACAUAGAGAGCACGUGCAAGGGAGACGGCACGACGGCUGUCUCGCUCUCUCCCGACGGCAGCGUGAAGGGGGCCGAGUGCGGGAUGGAAGCCGCGAGGACGCUCACUGUGUUCCAUUUGAGGCCGAAGAAGGAGUUGGAUCGAUCGGCAGAACCGAAACUCCACAUCCAAGACUACCUCCAAGAAACAAUGGAAGUGGACGGAUUCGUCGCCAGUCUAGAAACCUUCCGUCGCGCGGCCGACAGUCUGCGGUACCGCGCGAACCACCCCCCCUCGCCCCGGGAACAGCCCCCCUCUCCCCGGGAACAGCCCCCUUCGCCCCGGGAACAGCCCUCGUCGCCUCGGGAUCAGCCGCCGUCGCCCCGGGAUCACCCCCGUGCAGUAUUCCUGGGUACAGGGUCGUGCAUCCCGAGCAAGACUAGGAAUACUAGCGCGAUCCAUUUGCAGCUAGAUGAGAACAGUUCGCUCCUGCUGGACUGCGGGGAGGGAACUCUCGCGCAGCUGGUCCGCUUCUACGGGCCGAAGCGGGUCAACGCCGUGUUGAGGACGCUCAAGGCCAUCUACAUAUCGCAUCUGCACGCUGACCAUCAUAUAGGCACAAUAGGCGUGAUCCAGGCCCGCGCGCGCGCGUUCCAGGAAGCUUCCCUGACCCCGGAGCCGCUGCACCUCCUAGCUCCCGGACAGAUCAUGUCGUGGCUGGCGAUGUACGACCAGCAGUUCGAGAGGAUACGGGGCGACUUCACACUGGUGCCGAAUCAGAACUUGCUCUACACCGCACGAGGCGACUGCACAAUAACCCCGAUCCUCUCUUCCCUCGGGGUGCACAACAUAGAGACGUGCCUGGUGUCGCACUGCCCCAACGCGUUCGGAGUCGCUAUAACAGUGGAUGAACAGAACAAGAUCACCUACUCCGGGGAUACUAUACCGUGCGAUGAGCUCGCUGUUAUUGGCGCCAACUCGACCCUCCUCAUCCACGAGGCGACAAUGGAAGACUCGCUAGCAGCCGAAGCUCGCAUCAAGAUGCACUCAACAACCUCACAGGCCAUAGACAUGGGACGCAAGAUGAACGCGCGCUACACGAUCCUGACUCACUUCAGCCAGAGAUACGCACGCCUGCCGCGGCUUAGUCCCGCCAUUUUGAAUGAUAACUGCCGUGUGGCCAUUGCGUUUGAUAAUAUGCAGAUAACAAUGAGCGACCUGGAGAUCCUGCCACAAAUGUACGCCCCCCUACAACUCAUGUUCGCGGACCACUGCGUGGAGAUGGAGCUGAAGGCGGCGCAGCGGGCCCGGCAGCGGGACCGCAGCCCGCGCAGUACGAGCAGAGACCGUAGCUAGUAGGCGGGUAGUGUAGGGGUGCGGGUAAAGAAACUGGGUGAAAAU
Plutella xylostella (diamondback moth) is the source of this 2992-nucleotide messenger RNA. It is a transcript of the gene RNaseZ, whose product is annotated as ribonuclease Z. The record is from RefSeq and is a predicted model, not a curated record. Gene Ontology annotation, cellular component: mitochondrion. Gene Ontology annotation, molecular function: 3'-tRNA processing endoribonuclease activity. Gene Ontology annotation, biological process: mitochondrial tRNA 3'-end processing. NCBI's taxonomy places the organism in Eukaryota, Metazoa, Arthropoda, Insecta, Lepidoptera, Plutellidae.